UGGCACCAUGGGAUGGGUUGAUCUUGAGCAUGGCAUUGCCCUCUGCGAUGUCUUGGGAGGGCAGGAGGACAGCUCCACUAUGAAACAGAUUCGAUACAUCCCACUGCCGGAUAAAGGUCCGGUCAAGACACACAGCAUUCUCCGUGGUACUACACAGCGUUAUCGCACCGUUGCUGUAGUCCAUGAUCACAUCGAGUAUGUCGAGGUACAAAUCCAUGUCCGGCCAGGUGCUCGCCCAAGCCGGCUUCACGGCACCUACUUUUCAGAUGGCUGGACGGUCCUCAGGUGGAGCAGGACGGUCACCUCCACCUCUCGCUGGACCAUGGACUGCAAGCUCACCGCUUCUGAUAUAACCGUCCCUGCGGACAUGGCAGCAUUGCUGCCCAUGUUGCCAACAGAGGAAGAUAGUGCUGCGACAACCUUGGAGAGGCUCCACGUUGGUCACCCCACAAUCAGCUUGGGUGAUGACAGUGAUGUCGUCUACUUCAUGGCCAAGAUUGAUGAGAUGGAGGAGGCGGCAUGGGUCAUUGCUGUGAACACAAAGAAGAAGUUGCAAGGAGUUACUGAGUUCAGACCACGUAGCAGGCACAGCUUGGAGUUCACCUACAUCCCAACCACCAUCUCCAAGCAUCUGACUCCACCAGGAGCAAAGGGUAACGUGAAAAGACCUGGGAUGGUGUUGCCUGGUUCCGCUAACAAGAAGCUGCUGCCUGCUGUCCCGUUGAUGUAUGAGAGCUUUUGUGGACAAAAUCUGCAGAACGCCCAAGUAGAACAAGGGGACGACACCACGGAUCCUAUGGACAUAGAAUAGGAUGUGUCCAUCUCAAAAAAAAAAAAAGAGGGAAAAAAGAAUGGGAUGUGUGGUUUGAUGUUGUUUUCUCAAGUCCCAGUAUUUUAUUUUAUGGCACCUUUGUUAUUGCUACUCACCGCUGGUCAUGUGUCAGAAUUAAAUCUAUCAAUUUUAUGCCUGAUUCUGUUGGCAUCAUGCACUUCUCACAUGUUUCUGAUUAUUCAUUUUUUUUAGAAAAGGAGGAUAACACCGGCGUCUGUAUUAGAGUGAUGCAUGCAAACAUCUCAACAGAGUGAUGCAUGCAAACAUCUCAAUAAUCCAGUAUAUGCUCUGUCAGAGCUCAAAUGAAAUCAUAAAAGGUUAAAAUGCCACAUCCAGCAAAAGUAAAA
Molecule: messenger RNA, 1179 nt
Organism: Hordeum vulgare subsp. vulgare (domesticated barley)
Lineage: Eukaryota; Viridiplantae; Streptophyta; Magnoliopsida; Poales; Poaceae
Exons: 2
Coding region: 8-811 (267 amino acids)
Source: RefSeq, a predicted model, not a curated record